This is a messenger RNA of Pomacea canaliculata, 5867 nucleotides long. RefSeq names its product tankyrase-1-like. Gene Ontology annotation, molecular function: protein binding; NAD+ poly-ADP-ribosyltransferase activity. The record is from RefSeq and is a predicted model, not a curated record. The coding region runs from base 32 to 3484 and encodes 1150 amino acids. The transcript is spliced from 28 exons. NCBI's taxonomy places the organism in Eukaryota, Metazoa, Mollusca, Gastropoda, Architaenioglossa, Ampullariidae.
GACGAGAUUAGUGAGACGUCGCUGGGGAAAUAUGGCGACCGGUCGUCGAGCAGCUCUGACCAACGAUACUAGUGUGCCAUCGCAUAAUGAUCCUGGUAGAGAAUUAUUUGAAGCAUGCAGGAAUGGAGACUUAAACAAAGUGAAAAAGUUAGUAUCUUCCCAUAACGUCAAUGCAAAGGAUACUGCUGGAAGAAAGUCUACUCCUCUUCACUUCGCUGCAGGUUUCGGACGUAAAGAUGUUGUGGAACAUUUGCUUGAGAAUGGUGCCAAUGUUCAUGCUCGUGAUGAUGGGGGUCUGAUUCCUUUGCACAAUGCAUGUUCCUUUGGUCAUGCAGAAGUUGUGCAGUUGUUGUUGCGUCAUGGAGCUGACCCCAAUGCUAGAGACAAUUGGAAUUACACACCACUUCAUGAGGCAGCCAUUAAGGGAAAGAUUGAUGUUUGCAUUGUUCUUCUUCAGCAUGGUGCAGACCCUAAUAUCAGAAACACAGAUGGGAAAACAGCACUAGAUCUGGCUGAUUCCUCUGCUAAAGCAGUGCUGACAGGCGAAUAUAAAAAGGAUGAACUGUUAGAGGCUGCUCGAAGUGGUAAUGAAGAACAGAUGAUGGCUCUCCUGACACCACUUAAUGUUAACUGUCAUGCCAGUGAUGGGAGAAAGUCCACGCCUUUGCACCUAGCUGCUGGAUACAACCGCACACGCAUUGUCCAGUUGUUACUGCAGCAUGGGGCAGAUGUCCAUGCAAAAGAUAAAGGUGGAUUGGUUCCUCUACACAAUGCCUGUUCAUAUGGGCACUUUGAAGUUACAGAAAUGUUACUAAAGGCAGGGGCCAGCGUUAAUGCUGUGGACCUAUGGCAGUUUACCCCACUGCAUGAAGCAGCAUCAAAGUCACGGGUUGAGGUUUGCUCACUCCUUCUGUCACAUGGGGCAGACCCAAACCUUGUCAAUUGUCACUCUAAAUCGAUCAUAGAUGUUGCUCCAACCCGAGAGCUUCAGGAACGCAUACAGUUUGAAUACAAAGGUCACUCUCUGCUGGAAGGUGCCAGGCAGGCUGAUCUCGCACGUGUCAAAAAAUAUCUGUCAGUUGAUGUUGUCAACUUCAAACAUCCAUACAACGGUGAUUCCGCUCUACACUGUGCUGCAGCUUCACCAUUCCCCAAGCGAAAGCAAGUAGUGGAGCUCCUCAUCAGAAAAGGAGCAAACCUCAAUGACAAGAACAAAGAUUACCUUACAGCUUUACACAUUGCUGCAGACAAGGCACAUUAUGAUGUGAUGGAUGUCCUACUGAAACAUGGAGCCAAGGUCAAUGGGUUGGAUAGUCUAGGUCAGACAGCCCUUCAUCGUGUGGCACAGCAAGGCAACAUGCAGGCAUGUCGCCUGCUCAUGUCCUAUGCGGUUGACCCUACAAUUGUUUCUCAUCAGGGCUACACUGCUGCCCAGUUGGCCACAGAAAAUAUCCAGAAGCUGCUACAAGAGGACCCUCCAGUGGGUGGGACAGACAUUGACCUACAGCUGUUGGAAGCAGCCAAGGCAGGCGACCUAGAUCUGGUCAAGAAACUUGUGACCACCAACGUCCAUGCUGUGAAUUGUCGGGAUGUGGAUGGUCGACAUUCCACACCACUGCACUUUGCUGCAGGCUACAAUCGGGUGGCAGUGGUUGAAUAUCUGCUCGAACAUGGGGCUGAUGUGCAUGCCAAAGAUAAAGGUGGUUUGGUUCCUCUCCACAAUGCCUGCUCCUAUGGACAUUACGAGGUCACAGAAUUACUAAUCAAGCAUGGAGCAUGUGUCAAUGUGGCAGAUCUUUGGAAAUUCACGCCUUUACAUGAAGCAGCCUCCAAAGGAAAGUUUGAAAUAUGUAAACUAUUACUGAAGCAUGGUGCUGAUCCUAACAAGAAGAACCGUGAUGGCCAUACUCCACUGGAUCUUGUAAAGGAGGGUGAUCAAGAUGUAGCAGAUCUUUUGAGAGGUGAUGCAGCAUUGUUAGAAGCUGCUAAAAAGGGAAAUUUGGCUCGUGUUCAGAAAUUGGCAUCUACAGAAAAUAUCAACUGUCGUGAUACUCAAGGACGUAACUCCACACCUCUUCACUUGGCAGCUGGAUAUAAUAAUGUGGAGGUGGCGGAGUUUCUUCUGGAGAAUGGUGCUGAUGUGAAUGCUCAGGACAAAGGGGGGUUAAUUCCCUUGCACAAUGCGUCUUCAUAUGGACAUGUAGACAUCGCAGCACUGCUCAUCAAAUACAACACUUGUGUUAAUGCCCAAGACCGGUGGGGGUUCACACCCCUGCAUGAAGCUGCCCAAAAAGGACGCACACAGUUGUGUGCCUUGCUGCUGGCCCAUGGUGCAGACCCCACAAUGAAAAAUCAGGAGGGACAUACUCCUUUGGACUUGGCAUCAGCAGACGAUGUGAAAGCUCUUCUUGCAGAUGCCAUGCCAUUACUUACACUUCCCCCAUCACUUCCCAAGGGUCAGUUGGGCAGUCUUGCCUCCAGUACCUCCUCUUCAAACAACAGUCUUUUCAACAGCAGCACUGAGGCUGUAAUGGGUGCAGUUGGUGGAACUGCCCAGGUUGGAGAUGGCUGUGCUGGUGAUCACUCAGUUGCUGAAGGAGAACGGUCUAUAGAGAGCCUCAGUGUGGCAGGCCUCCUGGCAUCUUUGGGGCUGGAGCAGCUGCGGGACAUUUUUGAGCAAGAGCAGAUAACUAUGGAUAUUUUAAUGGAGAUGGGUCAUGAAGAGUUGAAGGACAUUGGUAUCAAUGCUUAUGGCCAUCGACAUAAGAUACUCAAGGGUGUUGAGAAACUGGUCUCCUGCCGAGGUAUUCGCACAGUGGUUGGCAUGGCUAGCCAAGGCACAGUUCUUCUUGACUUGGGGCCUGAUGAUCCAGAAUUGAUCAGUGUUAGCGACCAGAUGCAGAGUACUCUUCGAGACCACAAAGACAAUGUAGGUGGAAUCUUCAACAGAUAUGACAUUUUAAAGGUGCAGAAAAUCCGAAACAAGAAGCUACUGGAGAAAUAUCUUCACCGGCGAAAAGAAGUUUCAGAAGAAAACCAUGGACAACCCAAUGAACAUCUUCUGUUUCAUGGCUCUCCAUUUAUCAGUGCCAUUGUUCACAAAGGUUUCGAUGAAAGACAUGCAUAUAUUGGAGGUAUGUUUGGAGCAGGUAUUUAUUUUGCGGAAAACUCAUCCAAGAGCAAUCAGUAUGUCUAUGGUAUUGGUGGAGGCACUGGUUGCCCAGUCCACAAAGACCGUUCCUGCUAUAUCUGUAACAGGCAGCUGCUGCUGUGUCGAGUGACCCUGGGCAAGUCAUUCUUACAGUUCUCAGCUAUGAAGAUGGCACACGCUCCCCCUGGUCACCAUUCAGUAACUGGCCGACCAUCACAGGGGGGGCUGAAUUAUACAGAGUAUGUCAUCUAUCGAGGUGAACAGGCAUAUCCAGAAUUCCUUAUCACAUUCAAGAUUAUUCGACCAGAACCUGUUGAGAACAAGAAGUCAUAAAAAACUGAAAUUUUUAAGUGAAUGCUUAAUUUAUUCAAACUACAGUUGAACCUAGGUAGGAACAAGAGGUUCGUCAAACAAGCCAGUGAUAACAGACAAAAACAUUGGGUGCUUGUUAAUCUUUGCAGCAACUGAACACCCACAUGAUUCUUAAAGUGAACAUUUGCGGUGACCACUUUCUCAUUUGUUGCUAUUGCUGGUUCAAGUCUUGAGACUAUUAAGAAAUAACUCAAAGCUUGGUUUGUGAAAACAAACUUUGUAGUUAUAAUUCUGUCAGCAAUGUUCUCCUGAAAAAGUUGUCGAUAAAGUUUGCAGUACCGUAUGUGAUAAAUGUUUUUGAAAGAAAAAAAAACAACUCGCGGAUCCCUCCACCUCCUCCCCAAGGUUUGAAUUUGACUCUGCAAAGACUGGUUUGUGCUUUUGUGAGAUUGUAUCUCAGAAAAUGUGAGGCAGGGCUGGAGCAGAUCAUUGGCACAAUGAUGGGUUAGUGGCAAUAAUGUCUAUGAACUUAUUUACACUCAAUCGAUCCAUUUAUGGACAGAAUGGUUCUGAUGAUUAACAGUGUAAAAUUUCAUCUUUGAAUUUCACUGGUUUUUCGAUAUCUGAUUUUGUCAUUCCUUCUUACUUCUUGCCCCAGAUGAUGGAAAAAGUCUGAGAUUUUCGUGUAUGAUUGUCUCAGAACUUAUUAACCACUUCAGUUCAUGUGUCUAAAUGAUCUCGUAACAUCGCAAAGGGGAGAGAUUUUUAAAUGAAGUAACAAUGGGCUUGCUUCACAGGAUGCAUGAGUUACAGUGCUCUAAGUCUGUAGCACCAUAAUUUUGAGAUUCAGUAUUUAGCCUUUCUUGAUUUUGAGUGGUGGGUCAGCCUCGUUGUAACUGCAGCAGUAUUGACGAGAGUGGAGGCAAAAUGAUAUCAGGUAACAUGCUUAUGAUGUCAAAUCUUUCAAUUGAGAAUGUAUGCUUGAAACCGAAGAGAAGCCCAGAUUGUUUAUUUACACAUUGCAACCAUAGUUGGACCUAAUAGUGUGCUGGUAUGGAUAAAUUGGUAUAUGUGCACGUGCAUGUGUGCUUGUGCUGAUUGUGUGCACUGCAGAGGGAAAGAAAGUUUACAGUGUAUUGUAAAGUAUGCUUGUGACUUUAUUGACAGGUAGCUUGACAUGAUUUAUUUCAAUACCUGCAGUCCAUACAUCAUGAGUUUCAAGUGAAAACAAAAAUCUGCUCAUGUUUACCACCAUUUUGUAAAUCAGUUAAAAACAAAAAGGCAAGUUUGUGUCAGGUGCUGAUAAGAUUGCACUUGGUUUUCAUAAAAUGUAUGCAAGUACGAGGCAAAAAUGUUUGUAUAACACAAACUACACCAGAACAGUCUUUUUAACUGAGCAGUUUGCAGCAAUUGCAUUAACACUAUCUGACAUCUUUGCUCAUUAGGCUGUUGACAUGGGUGUCUGUUAGGUAUGUUUGUUUUGGUUGUUCUGGAGACAUUUCAUGUGUGAACUCUUUCUUGUAUGGCAUAAAAAUUAAAAGACUGUUCAGAAUUAUGCUAGAAAGUCGGCAUUGGUCAUUGUGUUUCAAGAUGGCCAGUCUAAAUGUUUUAGGGAAAUCUGCCUGUAAAGGCUGAGAUAUCCUAUGAUAAAAAAAAAAAGCUUGGGGUGCUGAGAAUAGCCUUGAUCUGGUUUUCCACCACUGAUCACAAGAUGUGCCUGUAAUACAUGUGGACGGACAGACUGACAUUUGAGAAUAAAAUUGGUGUAUGUCAACAGACAAGCUAAUUUGUACAGCACUUCAUUUGCGUGAUGAGGGUAAUAUAUUAAGCAUAAGAACUGUGCGUAGUAGACAAAGAACUACAUAGGUACCCACCAACAGUAACACAAAUAUAUUGUUAGUGUGAACAUCAGUUUAACAUGAAAAUGGUUGAAUUGUGAAUUGAGAUACGUAUGUAGUCUGCAAACAGUGCUUCAUCCUGUUCGUGAUAUUUGUAUGUUGUAUGUCAAACAGCAUACAGUGGUAUGUUGACAUCAGCAUCGUUGGCAAAAUGCCCUUCAGUUUGAUUCUCCUGCAUGUUUCUUGUUAUAUAGGUACCAUCGAUACUGAAAUAUUUUUUGUCAUCAGUCUAAGAGUAACAUUUUUUUAAUACAAACAUCUCUCAACACUGGGAGGAAGGAAUAUUGGCUGUUGUUAUAGUAUGAUGUAAGAACAGAAGGCAUUUCCUGUGAAAUAUCCUACUGUUUAUAUUUGAGAUUGUGAUGGUGAAGCUAUGUUACACUUUCAGUGUUGGAUAAGGUGCUAUUUGGGAAGGAAAGCAUUUUCAGACACCACUGAUAUGGUAACUAGCAAGUUCUUUCCUAUGUGUGCUGAACUGCAUUAAACAGGGACAAAGUCUUUUUAAA